AGGUCCAGAACAUUCUAGGAGGUCAGUGAAAAAUGAAUCCACAGAGGGAAUACCUGAAACGUGUUACUUCAAACCUGCUAUUUUCCCUUUUGUGGCUUACAACAAAAACAGCACCCGGAGCCGGUCGCCUGGGUCACCUGCCCCUAAGUCUGGCCCUAGAUGCCCCCAUAAUAAGAACACAUCAGUCUUGUUAGAGGUCUCGCUGUCCCCCCUUUUAGCCUAAAUGCAGCUCUAAGUGCCCGUCUCCCAUGUAAUACACAGUUGUAUUGUACAGAAGCAACACCAGCCCCAGCUUGGCGGCCCCCGUGGUGUCCCUGCAUAAAUUCGCUCCAUCCUUCCCGACCGCGGCUCUGCAGCAGACGAAGCGGAGUGAUCCGGUGAACCCACCCCCGCAGGGUCUGCGGCGUCUCCGGCCCCGGCCUCCUCGCAGGGCUGUCUCCUGCAUCUCCCCGUCGCGCCGCGGAGAGCAGUGCAGCCUGCGGCGCUUUUAGCUGGCUGGGAAGGUGUGAGCAGCGCCGCUGGGGAAGAGGCGGAGGGAGGCGGGGGGAGACCGAGGGGAACAAAGCGGCGAGGCAGCUGCUGGCUGCAGAGGAGCAGGCACAGGAGACGGCUGAGGGAUGGCAGCGGCAAGGGGCUCGGGGCUGCUGGCGCUGUGCGGGGCGCUCAGUGCCUGCUGGCUGCUGUGCGCCGCGGCGGCGGAGCAGGAGGCGGCGGCCGGGGCCAGCCGGCGGCGGCGGCUGAGCCAGGAGGACGGCAUCUCCUUCGAGUACCACCGCUACCCGGAGCUGCGGGAGGCGCUGGUGGCCGUGUGGCUGCAGUGCCCCUCCAUCAGCAGGAUCUACACCGUGGGGCGAAGCUUCGAGGGCAGGGAGCUGCUGGUCAUCGAGAUUUCGGAUAACCCCGGGAGACACGAGCCUGGAGAGCCUGAAUUUAAAUAUAUUGGGAAUAUGCACGGGAAUGAAGCCGUUGGAAGGGAGCUGCUCAUUUUCUUAGCUCAGUACCUAUGUAAUGAAUACCAGAAGGGAAAUGAGACAAUUAUCAACUUGAUCCACAGCACACGCAUCCACAUCAUGCCAUCCUUUAAUCCAGACGGGUUUGAGAAGGCAGCAUCCCAGCCUGGUGAACUCAAAGACUGGUUUGUUGGUCGAAGUAAUGCUCAAGGAAUAGACCUGAACCGUAAUUUCCCUGAUCUGGAUAGAAUAGUUUACGUUAAUGAGAGAGAAGGUGGCCCAAACAAUCACCUACUGAAAAACAUGAGGAAAGCUGUGGACCAGAAUCCUAAGCUUGCUCCUGAAACUAAAAGUAUCAUCCACUGGAUUAUGGAUAUUCCCUUUGUCCUCUCAGCCAACCUUCAUGGAGGAGACCUUGUUGCAAACUAUCCAUAUGAUGAAACUCGCAGUGGUAGCACUCAUGAAUACAGCUCCUGCCCUGAUGAUGCAAUUUUUCAAAGCUUAGCUCGGGGCUAUUCAUCUUUUAACCCAGCCAUGUCUGAUCCAAACAGGCCACCAUGUCGUAAGAAUGAUGACGACAGUAGUUUUGUAGAUGGAACAACCAACGGUGGUGCUUGGUACAGUGUUCCUGGAGGAAUGCAGGACUUCAAUUACCUCAGCAGCAACUGCUUUGAAAUCACAGUGGAGCUCAGCUGUGAAAAAUUCCCAUCAGAGGAAACUCUGAAGAACUACUGGGAGGACAACAAGAACUCACUUGUCAAUUAUAUUGAGCAGAUACAUCGGGGAGUGAAAGGAUUUGUUAGAGAUCUUCAGGGAAACCCGAUUGCAAAUGCUACCAUUUCUGUGGAGGGAAUAAACCAUGACAUUACAUCAGCCAAGGAUGGUGAUUACUGGAGAUUGCUUACACCAGGAAACUAUAAACUUACAGCCUCAGCACCAGGCUAUCUAGCAAUAACUAAAAAAGUGGCUGUUCCCUUUAGCCCUGCCAUUGCGGUUGAUUUUGAGCUGGAGUCAUUGUCUGAAAGAAAAGAAGAGGAGAAAGAAGAGUUGAUGGAGUGGUGGAAGAUGAUGUCAGAAACUUUAAAUUUCUAAGUGAAGUCCUCGAAUUUGCAGCUUUUAAUCUAUUAUGUGUUGACUUAGUAUAAUGUGUUGUGGACAGACCCUAUAUUUUAGAUCUUGUGCAGUUCACUAUAUUUAACUUUGAUUUUUUUCAGUAAUCUUUUGAUUAGUACCAGCACUACUUAAAAAAACUACAAGGCUACUAACUAGACAAAUAAAAAUUAUUAAUUUUUAUUCCAUACUGUUAAAGAAAAUUUACUCUCCUACAUAUACAAUACACAAAAAAAUGAGUGAAUGUCUCAGCAGCCUAAGUGGAAAUACAAUCUUCUAUGUGUAAUUUGCAAGUCCAGAAUUUGUAGGUUAACUCUGGAUUUAAAAAUACCCAUAAUUCUUAGUCAGUUUCAGAUACUGGCAGAAAUGUCUGGCAAUGCGUAUGAGCAGAGAUGUUCUAUACUGAGUUAUAAUGAAUGUAGUUGAAAAGGUGUAUAAAAACAGUUUGGUGUUAUAAGUAAUGUUUUACAAGAAUUAAAAUCCAAUAUAAAAUUCUCUGUUUUUGGUGGUGAAAGCUAUUUAAACAAAUAAACAUCAACGUAUAGCUUCAUUUUAGUAAUGUGGAAGGAACUUGUAAAAGCAUUUUUACUGAAGAAGACCUAAUAUUAAUAACAGGGGAUAAUGUAACUUUAUCCCUUAAUCUGUUACUGAUACUCCAAGGUUGGAUUUGGGGUUUUUUGGUCACUCACUAACAAAGUUAAAAUUCUGAAUAGCAAAAGAAGGAAUGCUGCAAAGUGUGGAUUUUGUUAAGAUGCUUCUUGUGCUUGUGGGGUGUUCCAGUGAGGAAAAUGUUCAGUGUUUCAGCUGAUUAUAACUACUAGUCACCCAGUUAUGGAAGACCUCCAAAGGUUUCAGUAUGGUUUGGAUGAGCAGCCAAAAGUUCCAGUGCUCAUCCAAAGCCACCUGACUCUCUUCAAUUUACAAAAUGGGUUGGAAAUCUACUAAGGACAGGCAUUCUUUGGUCUGAGCCAGGCAGUAGUAGUGUUGUUUGAAACUCUUGUUUGUUCCACUGUUGGUCUUGUCUAAAUCUAGGUGAAAAACACAGGUGGUAAAUGUGAAAUAGAUAUACUAAAAUUUUACCAAAAUACUUUACAAGGAAAAAAUACAUUUCAGUUCUGGACAAAUUUUUGGACCUCCAAUUUAUUUUUAAUUAUCCGAAUCAGUUUGUUUCAUUAUUUAGUCCAUAAAAAAAUGAAACUUUCAGAAGUCACAGUAUAAACGUAGACACCAGAUCCUCAGCUGAUGUAAAUUGACAUGGUUACAUUGAAAUCAAUGGAACUAUGCCACUUUAUAUCAGCUAGGAUCUGACUGAAAGUUUAGAAUGUACUGCUGUGUGUCAUUUAAUUUAGGUUCAGGUGUUUGACUCUUUUUUUCCCCCAACAAGCAAUGGAACAGAAGAAAUAGAAUAUUGUACCAUCCUCUCUCAAAGAAAUCUGUAGUUUUAUUAGCUUGUAUUUUCAGUCAAUGGGGGUUGCAGGAUUCAAAAAUUAAGUCAUUAGUGCCCAUUGAAGUCAAUGUGAAAAGUUACUUCAUGUGUUUAGGAACAGACCCUAACUUGAUCUGCUCAAGAUACUAGCUUGACAAUCACAGCAAAUGGUGUCCCUGGACUUCUUGCAUUUCUUAAACAAACAUAGCUCUUUGACUUUUAAAAUAAAAUGCCCAAGAUACUGCAUGUGUUCCUACACUGAACAAGUAAUGGAAAUUAAUAACCUGAUUCCUAAUGAACCAAAAAAUGAGUCUAACAUGUAGAUCAGUGCUAUGUAAAGUAGUAGACACUGGACUACAAAUCCCAAAGGAACUCUUCUGUUAAGAGUUGUAACGAUGGAUUAAGCUGAAACUCAGUGAAUUUUGUAACUAUAUCUCAGUCAUGCCGAAGAACCUUUGUCACAAACACAAAAAAAGACAUUGAUACACAGACGUUUUGGUUAAAAAAAGGUAACUCCACCUCCCUCCCCAAUGUGUGAAAAAAAGUCAAGGAGACACAAACACGUACUACACAGUAGCUUAAAAUGUAGAGACGUUAAAUACAAAACCAUGUGUCUGUAUGAUUAUAUGUAUGGAAUUACUGAUACUGGGUUCAGAUAAGAUGGGCAAAAUAAAAAAAAUGGUAUGAAUUAAAACAAAGGAGCGCUGGCAUUUGGCAAUGGCUACAGAGUUGCUUUCAGCCUGUAAAUUAUUUAACAAGGCAAGUGUAGAUUUGUACAAAAUACAACAUAAAACAGCAUAAUGUUAGGCCAGAAGGCGCUGUUAUAUGGUGCAACUCCUAUCGUGUAGCCAAUUUUUCUGCAUAGGGAAUUCUGUGGUAUAGUGCAGAUAUUAUCAAACUGAACCUCAUAAUGUAUUUCUAAGCCUUGCUUGUAUUCCAUGCAUGCCAUUAUCUGGUCUAUUGUUUUAUGCAUUUGUAAAUGAAAUGUAAUGUCCCCUAAGCUAUCAUUGUUUUACUUCAGAUGUCUGCUUGCUAUUAGCUGUACUGAAACAGGCUAAAGUAAUUAAAUAUAACAGCACCAGAACCACUGCCACUGUUCUUACUGUAUGUAAAAAUGCUUAAGAACAGCAUAACCAGGAGUGUCAAUAAAUUGUUUAUGUAGCUUCUCUAACUGAACUGAUCUGUGCUGUAGGAUUGUGUACGUUGCAAUGGAAUAUUAAAAGUGUUACGUGAUGCAGAGUUCUUUGGUUGAAAAAGGCACAUACUGUACUAUUGUACAAUAAAUAGACAGGUCUAUUUAAAA
Molecule: messenger RNA, 4789 nt
Organism: Chelonia mydas (Green sea turtle)
Lineage: Eukaryota; Metazoa; Chordata; Testudines; Cheloniidae
Gene: CPE
Product: carboxypeptidase E
Exons: 9
Coding region: 618-2042 (474 amino acids)
Biological process (GO): proteolysis
Molecular function (GO): zinc ion binding; metallocarboxypeptidase activity
Source: RefSeq, a predicted model, not a curated record